CUUCUACCCGACAGGUCGUCUCUUUCAUUUUAGUUUAUAGCCAAUUUUUGUUUUAAAAUCCAGUCUUCCCACAAAACGUCAUGCCGUGUUUACAAACGACUGUUAGAUAGAACAAUCCCGCUGAAUAAAACCCCUGAUGGGUAGACUGCAAGCAUUCUAGUUAGGGUUUAAGGAUCGUUAAUUUGAUCAAUCGAUAGUUAGGGUUGAACGUUUAAAAAAGAAUAGUUAGGGUUUUAAGUUGUGAUUCAUUGGACACGUCAAUUUGAUAUUUAGAGUAUGUGGUACAGAACUAAGCUAAGCUCGAGAUGGAAUAUACGAAAAUUUUGUACGGCAGCACGACGGCGUAUCGACGACGAAGGUGACUGGUUCUACUCAUCAGAAUGGUGGGGUACGGACUCCUCCUCCUCCUCCUCUAAUGGGCAUACCGUUCUCCGUUCUACUUCUAAUAGAGGAAAUGGCGUCGUUUCUGUCGUCGCUUAUCCUUCUUCGAGACCUAGUAAGGUUGAUUGGCCAAAAGCUGAGAAGUGGUUUAGUCAAAGGUAUGCUGAGAUGCAUCCAGUUGAAGAACAUGAUGUAUUUAGGAUAGUUGGAUAUCAAUGGCGCACGCUUCGAUUUAAUGAUGAUACACGACAGAGCACUGCUAAAGUUAUGGCUGCUUACCAUCAAUCACUACCUAAUUCCAUUUUCCUAAUGCAGCAGUCGCAUUGUUUAGCUGUUCCAUAUUUAAAAAGUAUGAUAUCAGCUGGGUUCACUACCUUAGCAUCUUGUAACUAUGAUCUUGUGGGUGCUGUAUACGGGAACAAAACUAUGCGGGUUUUAUGCAUUGGUCAUGGAGGGGGAAGCUUACCCUUGUUUUUGGCUUCCAAAAUUCAAGGUGCUAUGAUUCACAUUGUUGAAAUUGACCCCCUUGUUAUAUCUGCUUCAGUACAAGCAAUGGGUUUUCCAGCUUUCUCAGUUAUGGCCUCACCUGAUCAGCGCGCCUUGUCAAAACCCAGUAUCAUGGAUGAAAUAAUGUGGAGAGGCAUCCAUGAGAGGCUUUACCUCUAUGAGUCAGAUGCUGAGAACUUUGUCCUCAACAGUAGCAAUUUAUAUGACAUGAUCUUUAUAGAUGCUUAUGAUGGCGAUGACAUCUUCCCGCGCAAACUAUGGGAUGCAGAUUCCCCAUUCCUAAAUGCACUCAAGGAUAGGCUGCAUCCAGAGCACGGCACUGUUGUGGUGAACCUUCAUGCAGAUUAUGAAGCCUUCAGUCCACAUCCGUCCGUUUCAUAUUUUAACCAACAACUUCUGCCAAUGAGUAAGCAUGUUCGCAAAGUCUGCCGUGCAUACAAGGACAUUUUGACAGGAGAUGGAAAUUCUUGUGGUGAGAAACAAGGUUCUGGAUUUGUGUUCACUGUUGCGGUUCCUUGGGUGUGUAACACAUCUAUGGUGGUUUGCAGAGGUUUAGGGAUGAGUAAUAGAUUUUCUAGUAGAGAUUCGAUAGCAAAUGCUGUCAUAUCUAAAUCUCUGGAGGUCGAAAAUAUUCUGAACCUACCAUUCUCAUGCUUCGAGUAUAUAAAGAGAGAUUUUACUCUCAUUGAUUAAUCUUUAUGCUUCAUAUGC
Molecule: messenger RNA, 1599 nt
Organism: Ricinus communis (castor bean)
Lineage: Eukaryota; Viridiplantae; Streptophyta; Magnoliopsida; Malpighiales; Euphorbiaceae
Exons: 4
Coding region: 277-1581 (434 amino acids)
Source: RefSeq, a predicted model, not a curated record